Messenger RNA from Cannabis sativa, 1373 nucleotides. RefSeq lists its product as uncharacterized. The coding region runs from base 187 to 1071 and encodes 294 amino acids. The record is from RefSeq and is a predicted model, not a curated record. The transcript has 6 exons. Lineage: Eukaryota; Viridiplantae; Streptophyta; Magnoliopsida; Rosales; Cannabaceae.
GAAACCUUCAAUAUUUUUUUUUUAGUAAAUCUUAAAAAAAAAAAUUAUUUUGACACUAUUUCAAAUAGCUGUAAUCGCAAAAAAAAUUACACAUUUACUAGGAAAUAUUUAAUCGCACUUCAAAUUAAAAUUUGUGCACACUUCUUUUUUCUCUUUCUGCAUAUAUUAUUGCUCGAAUAGGAUGUGAUGAAGUUUUUGGUGCACCAGGAAAGAUUCAUGGCGACCCAUCAUCCUCUGACGCGGGUGAUGCGAUCAGUUACCCGUACAGCUUCAUUUUCUUCUUCUCUUGCUAAGCGGGAAGGUGGGGUUUCUAUGGUACAGGGUGCUUCCAGAGGAAUCGGCCUUGAAUUUGUUAAACAGCUGCUUGAGAAGGAUGAUAAAGGCCAUGUUGUUGCCACUUGUCGUAAUCCUAGUGGGGCAAAAGGGCUUUAUGAUCUACAAAACAAGUUUGCAGAACGCCUUAGUAUUUUGCCGCUGGAUGUGACUGAUGAAAGCACCAUUGAGGAAUCCGCAAAAUCUAUUAGUGAAAAAUAUGGCUGCUUAAAUCUUCUGAUAAACGCAUCUGGGAUUUUGUCAAUACCCGAUGUUCUACAACCAGAAACAACACUGAGCAAGGUACAAAAGUCGUCUUUGAUGUUUGCUUAUGAGGUUAAUGCUAUCGGUCCUAUUUUAGUGAUUAAGCAUAUGUGGCCGCUUCUAAAGAUUGGAGGUGGCUCUGGGACAGAAAGAGAUGUUGCAGUUAUUGCCAAUUUAAGUGCAAGGGUGGGAUCCAUUGGGGAUAAUCACCUUGGGGGUUGGCACUCGUAUCGUGCUUCGAAGACCGCAUUAAAUCAGUUGACAAAAACCAUAUCUGUUGAGCUAGCCCGAAAGAAGGAUCCUAUUGCAUGCAUUUUACUACAUCCGGGCACAGUCGACACAGAUCUCUCUAGGCCAUUUCAGAGGAAUGUUGCCAAAGACAAGCUAUUCACUAAAGAAUUCUCAGCACAGAAACUCCUGCAUAUAAUUAAAAAUGUAAAGAGCGGCGACAACGGGAAGUUUUUUGCUUGGGAUGGUCAAGAAAUUCCUUGGUAAUGAGAGUACAGACAAGCUUGUGUAGUGUCCUGUUUGAAAGAAGCUCCACUUCGUUUUUUGUCUUUAUCAAAAGAAAACUAAAAGGGAGCAAAUAAAUUGGUGAUCACAGCGGGCACCACCUCUUGAAAGUUCAGAAUACCAAAAAUAAAUUGAUUGAAGUUCCAUUUCUUAUUUGUAAAUUACUGGAGACAACAUAGCAAUAUUUAUUUCUUUUUAACAAAUAAUUAAUAAUCUUUGAUUGCUUGUUUUGAAAAUUAUAUUAGUAGAUAAAUGAUAUCUUUUUGUGAUAUUUUUUUUUAAUA